This is a messenger RNA of Ochotona curzoniae (black-lipped pika), 3495 nucleotides long. RefSeq names its product SWI/SNF related, matrix associated, actin dependent regulator of chromatin, subfamily a, member 5 (gene SMARCA5). The record is from RefSeq and is a predicted model, not a curated record. Gene Ontology annotation, molecular function: histone binding; nucleosome binding; ATP hydrolysis activity. Gene Ontology annotation, biological process: regulation of transcription by RNA polymerase II; nucleosome organization. Lineage: Eukaryota; Metazoa; Chordata; Mammalia; Lagomorpha; Ochotonidae. Gene Ontology annotation, cellular component: chromatin; nucleus. The transcript is spliced from 24 exons. Bases 97 to 3267 code for a protein of 1056 amino acids.
CGGCUGGGCCUCUCGCUCCUCCGUCGGCUGUGUUGGCGCCGGCAGCCCGCCGCAGGCCUCGGCCUCGUCCGGCUCUCUGACGCAGACGGGAACAUCAUGUCCGCGGCCGAGCCUCCGCCACCCCCGCCUCCCGAGAGCGCGCCUUCCAAGCCCGCAGCCUCGGGCGCCGGCGGCGGGAGCGGCGGCAGCAUCGGCGGCGGCUGCAACAAAGGCGGCCCCGAGGGCGGCGCGGCGCCGGCGGCCGCUCCUGCAGCCAGCGCGGGCUCCGCGGACGCCGAGAUGGAGGAAGUAUUUGAUGAGGCAUCACCUGGAAAGCAAAAAGAAACCCAAGAACCAGAUCCUACCUAUGAAGAGAAAAUGCAAACUGACAGAGCAAAUAGAUUUGAGUAUUUGUUAAAGCAGACAGAGCUGUUUGCGCACUUCAUUCAGCCUGCUGCUCAGAAGACUCCAACCUCACCUCUGAAAAUGAAACCAGGACGUCCAAGAAUAAAAAAAGAUGAGAAACAGAACUUACUGUCAGUUGGCGACUACCGACAUCGUAGAACAGAGCAAGAGGAAGAUGAAGAACUGUUAACAGAAAGCUCCAAAGCCACCAAUGUUUGCACUCGAUUUGAAGACUCUCCAUCAUAUGUAAAGUGGGGUAAACUGAGAGAUUAUCAAGUCCGAGGAUUAAAUUGGCUCAUUUCUUUGUAUGAGAAUGGCAUCAAUGGUAUCCUGGCAGAUGAGAUGGGUCUGGGAAAGACUCUUCAAACAAUUUCUCUCCUUGGGUACAUGAAACACUAUAGAAAUAUUCCUGGUCCUCAUAUGGUUUUGGUACCGAAGUCUACAUUGCACAACUGGAUGAGUGAAUUCAAGAGAUGGGUACCAACGCUUAGGUCUGUUUGUUUGAUAGGAGAUAAAGAACAAAGAGCUGCUUUUGUCAGAGAUGUUUUAUUGCCAGGAGAAUGGGAUGUAUGUGUAACAUCUUAUGAAAUGCUUAUCAAGGAAAAAUCUGUGUUCAAAAAAUUUAAUUGGAGAUACUUAGUUAUAGAUGAAGCUCACAGGAUCAAAAAUGAAAAAUCUAAGUUGUCAGAAAUAGUGAGGGAAUUCAAGACUACAAAUCGAUUGUUGUUAACUGGAACGCCACUGCAGAACAACUUGCAUGAACUUUGGUCACUUCUUAAUUUUUUGCUGCCAGAUGUGUUUAAUUCAGCAGAUGACUUUGAUUCCUGGUUUGAUACAAACAACUGCCUUGGGGAUCAGAAGCUAGUUGAAAGACUUCAUAUGGUUUUGCGUCCAUUUCUCCUCCGGCGAAUCAAGGCUGAUGUUGAAAAGAGUUUGCCCCCGAAGAAGGAAGUAAAGAUCUAUGUGGGUCUUAGCAAAAUGCAAAGGGAAUGGUAUACUCGGAUAUUAAUGAAGGAUAUAGACAUUCUAAAUUCAGCAGGGAAGAUGGACAAAAUGAGGUUAUUGAACAUCCUGAUGCAGUUGAGAAAAUGCUGUAAUCAUCCAUAUCUCUUUGAUGGAGCUGAGCCUGGUCCACCUUAUACAACAGAUAUGCAUCUAGUUACCAACAGUGGCAAAAUGGUUGUGUUAGACAAACUUCUCCCUAAAUUAAAGGAACAAGGUUCACGAGUGCUAAUCUUCAGUCAGAUGACAAGGGUAUUGGACAUUUUGGAAGAUUAUUGCAUGUGGAGAAAUUAUGAGUAUUGCAGGUUGGAUGGGCAGACGCCCCAUGAUGAGAGACAAGAUUCCAUUAAUGCAUACAAUGAACCAAACAGCACAAAAUUUGUUUUCAUGUUAAGCACACGUGCUGGUGGUCUUGGCAUCAAUCUUGCUACAGCUGAUGUAGUAAUUUUGUAUGAUUCAGAUUGGAAUCCUCAAGUAGAUCUUCAGGCUAUGGACCGAGCUCAUAGAAUUGGACAAACCAAGACAGUCCGAGUGUUCCGCUUCAUAACUGAUAACACUGUGGAAGAAAGAAUAGUAGAACGAGCCGAGAUGAAGCUCAGGCUAGACUCAAUAGUCAUUCAACAAGGAAGACUUGUGGAUCAGAAUCUGAACAAAAUUGGGAAAGAUGAGAUGCUGCAGAUGAUUCGGCAUGGGGCAACACAUGUGUUUGCUUCAAAGGAGAGCGAGAUUACUGAUGAGGAUAUUGAUGGUAUUUUGGAAAGAGGUGCAAAGAAGACUGCAGAGAUGAAUGAGAAACUCUCCAAGAUGGGUGAAAGCUCACUUCGAAAUUUUACAAUGGAUACAGAAUCGAGUGUUUAUAAUUUUGAAGGAGAAGAUUAUAGAGAAAAGCAAAAGAUUGCAUUCACAGAGUGGAUUGAACCACCUAAACGAGAAAGGAAAGCCAACUAUGCUGUUGAUGCAUAUUUCAGGGAAGCUCUUCGUGUUAGUGAACCAAAAGCUCCCAAGGCUCCUCGACCUCCAAAACAGCCCAACGUUCAGGAUUUUCAAUUCUUUCCCCCACGUUUGUUUGAAUUACUGGAAAAAGAAAUUCUGUAUUACAGGAAGACUAUUGGGUACAAGGUACCUCGAAGUCCUGACCUGCCAAAUGCAGCACAGGCACAGAAAGAAGAACAACUUAAAAUUGAUGAAGCUGAACCCUUGAAUGAUGAAGAGUUGGAAGAAAAAGAGAAGCUUCUAACACAGGGAUUUACCAAUUGGAAUAAGAGAGAUUUUAACCAGUUUAUCAAAGCUAACGAGAAAUGGGGUCGUGAUGAUAUUGAAAAUAUAGCAAGAGAAGUAGAAGGAAAAACUCCAGAAGAAGUCAUUGAAUACUCAGCUGUGUUCUGGGAAAGAUGCAAUGAACUUCAGGACAUAGAGAAAAUUAUGGCUCAGAUUGAAAGGGGAGAGGCAAGAAUUCAGAGAAGAAUAAGUAUCAAAAAAGCACUUGAUACAAAGAUUGGGCGAUACAAAGCACCUUUUCAUCAGCUGAGAAUAUCAUAUGGUACCAAUAAAGGCAAGAACUACACCGAGGAAGAGGACCGUUUUCUGAUUUGCAUGCUUCACAAGCUUGGAUUUGACAAGGAAAAUGUUUAUGAUGAGUUGCGGCAGUGUAUUCGAAAUUCUCCUCAGUUCAGAUUUGACUGGUUUCUAAAAUCCAGAACCGCAAUGGAACUCCAGAGGAGGUGUAAUACCUUGAUUACAUUGAUUGAAAGAGAAAACAUGGAACUAGAAGAAAAGGAGAAGGCAGAGAAAAAGAAACGAGGACCAAAGCCUGCAACACAGAAACGUAAAAUGGAUGGAGCACCUGAUGGUCGAGGAAGGAAAAAGAAGCUGAAACUAUGAAUCCUUCUUUGUUUCAUAAUCACUAACCUUAAACCAGUAGUUCUUUAAUUUACGGGUCUUCAUAAGAUGUACUGUACAAUGCUCAAUUGUCAUGUCAUUCAGACAUCAGAUCCAUCUGUUUACUGAGCUAGAAACAUAGAUGGUAGUUUCUCUUUUUUAAAUGCAACAGCUGUGCUGAGAUUUUUUUAUCAUUAACACUUGAAAAUAAAAAUAGGCUUCAUUUAUUAA